AUGGUCCCAGUCAUGGAGGAAAUCAAAGACUACCUUUACCCUUUGAGCCCGCCUUCCCGUGUCCGCACACGCCCAAUGGAGCUUCUCUGUGUUGGCCCUUCUCGAUCUGGCACAUGGUCUCUUCGAGCAGCCUUGCUCCAUCUGGGCUACGACCAUACCUACCAUGGGUUUGACGUGAUUAUGAACCCACCCGACGAUAAGGCAUGGUAUCUACUUCACCGCCAAAGAUUGAAGCACAACGCAUCACGACAUCCAGGCUCGAAAGAACUCGCCAUAUCAGCUGCCGAGUUUGAUCGAGUCGUGGGCCACUGUGUGGCCAUAACUGAUCAUGCCGCUAACGUCUUUGCACCGGAACUUAUUGCGGCAUACCCCAAGGCAAAAGUCGUCCUCAACAUGCGUCGGGACGUUAGAGCAUGGCAUAAGAGCGUCAUGAAUACCAUCAUCGUACACUCUAGAGACUGGGGAUUCUGGUUUAAAAGUUUCUUUAACACGGACCUCUUUUGGGCCCAGCAAGCGUUUUACCGCGGCACCUUGCACUGGUUUUACCGCGGCGAUUUUGAACAAAAUUCGAUCCAGGUUUUGACGGAACAUUGUGAGAUGAUACGAAGCAUUGUGCCGGAAGAUCAACUGUUGGAGUGGGAUGUUGAAGACGGAUGGGAACCACUGUGCAAGUUCCUAGGCAAGGAAGUCCCAGAUAUACCCUUCCCAAAUACCAACGACUCUGCCUCUUUCUUCAAAAAAUGUGAAGAGAGCUAUGAGGCCCGGGUGUCGAAAGCCACUAAAAACAUGUAUCUAUCCUUUACUGUUUUGCCGUUUGCAAUUCUGCUCUCUGUUUAUUUUUUGCAAUAG
Arthroderma uncinatum is the source of this 849-nucleotide messenger RNA. RefSeq lists its product as uncharacterized. The record is from RefSeq and is a predicted model, not a curated record. NCBI's taxonomy places the organism in Eukaryota, Fungi, Ascomycota, Eurotiomycetes, Onygenales, Arthrodermataceae. The coding region runs from base 1 to 849 and encodes 282 amino acids. The transcript has a single exon.